AUGGAAACUCUUCCAGCCUUCCUGCAGUCAGCGGGCAAGCCAUAUCCCACAUGGGCUGCUGUAUUUGCUAUCGUGGGGUUCGCACUCUAUCGUCUCCUUCAAAUCGGACGGCGAGACCCUCGUAUGCCAAAGGGGCCGCCUACUGUCCCUAUCCUGGGCAACUUUCAUCAAAUCCCAUCAAGUGGGCUGUACGCAAAAUUCCGUGACUGGGCUGCCGAGUACGGUUCAGUGUUCUCGCUGAAAUUCGGACCGACCAAUAUUAUCGUCCUCUGCGAUCGCAAGGCCGUCCACGCGCUACUUGAUAAGAAGGGAGCCAUCUACUCCGACCGGCCGCCGAGCUAUGUCGGUGGUCUCUUGACACAGGGCGACCACAUUGCGCUGGAGCAGAUGGAUCCCAUUUGGCGUGAAAAGCGCAAAGUCAUUUCGCAUAAUUUCUCCCCGAAGAACCUGGACGAGAAAGUGUUUCUCGUCCAGGAAGCCGAAGCAACGGUUCUUCUGAACGACCUCCUGAGCAACCCCGGGGGCUUCUUCAACCAUGUGCGGCGCUACACUGCUUCCUCCGCUUCCGUCCUGGCUUUUGGCCACCGCGGCCCUACCUUUGAUUCAUUCUGGGGUCACGUUGUCUACGAUGUAAUGGAUAGAUGGACCGAAGCAAUGGAGGCGGGCGCCAAUCCACCCGUAGAUGAGUACCCCAUUCUGAGGCUGAUUCCGAAGCGCUUUGCCUAUUGGAAAAGGCGUGCAAUUGCAGCUGGCAAAGUGUUCGAUAAAAUGUGGGGGAAAGCACGCCGGAUUGUAGACGAGCGCCGCGCGAGGGGCGUCCGCAGGGAAUGCAUCAUUGAUAGCCUGCUGGACGAGUACGACAAGAAGGGCUGGCCAAUGUCGCAACAUGCAUUCAACAACCUGGUGGGCGAGGUUGUGGAAGGUGCGGCUGAUACAACGGCCGCUCAGAUCCUGACGUUGAUCUUGGCUUUUGCCAAAUAUCCCAACGUCCAGGAGAAAGCCCGUAGAGAAAUUGAUAAGAUCUGUGAUGCGGGCCGGGUACCCACCUUCAGUGACUUCAAGAGCAUUCCGUAUAUCAACCAAGUCGUCAAAGAAGGGAUGAGAUGGCGCCCGGUAGCCGUCACAGGUUUACCUCACCGAGUUCGAGAGGACGACUGGUAUGAGGGCAUGUUCAUCCCCAAAAACUCGACGCUCUUUGUGGCCACCUGGGCGAUCCACCAUACAGAAGGACUCUUCCCCGACCAUGACGCGUUUGAUCCUGAGCGUUACGCGAACCAUCCAAAACUCGCAAAUGACUACGCCGGAAGCCCAGAAUGGACCAACCGAGAUGAGUGUCGCCGCCUCUGCCCUGGUGUACAUUUUGCCGAGCGCAAUAUGUGGCGUAUCGCAGCGAAGUUACUGUGGGCGUACGAAUUCUCAGAGCCCGUUGACCCGACCACUGGAGAGGUUGUCCCGAUUGACGUGAAUGCAUACAACCCGGGGAUUUUGCAAGCACCGCUCCCUUUUAAUGUGCAUAUUAAGCCGCGAAGCGAGCAGCAUGCAGCGACGAUAAAGAAAGAGUUGGGUGGAGCGUUGGAAUUUCUGAAGCAGUGGGAGUAA
This is a messenger RNA of Aspergillus versicolor CBS 583.65, 1599 nucleotides long. RefSeq names its product cytochrome P450. NCBI's taxonomy places the organism in Eukaryota, Fungi, Ascomycota, Eurotiomycetes, Eurotiales, Aspergillaceae. The record is from RefSeq and is a predicted model, not a curated record. Bases 1 to 1599 code for a protein of 532 amino acids. The transcript is spliced from 7 exons. Gene Ontology annotation, molecular function: iron ion binding; monooxygenase activity; heme binding.